Schistosoma mattheei is the source of this 518-nucleotide messenger RNA. The record is from the annotation of a GenBank genome assembly. NCBI's taxonomy places the organism in Eukaryota, Metazoa, Platyhelminthes, Trematoda, Strigeidida, Schistosomatidae.
AUUCACUUUCCUAUUUCUUCACCGUUUUUUUUGUCGCUAAUCUAUAUUUCUAUUGGUUAAUUGUUAAUUAUAAUAUCGAGUCAUUCACAUCUGAUAUUAUUCACAUUAAACCUUUGUAAUAUUUUCGCUGUUUGUUAUUGGAGAAUGGAAUGAAAAGUUCGCCUCCUUUUUACAUUAUGAUAUAUAUAUACCCCAACACAUCCAUCUACUCAUUCUUAAAAAUUACGAAUGGAUUCAUUCUCUGAUAGACAUGAUUUCUCAUUAGUGGAUAGUCGUGAACGUCAACGUCAGCGUAGUGUUAAUCAAGCAUUUGCCGAGCUCAGAUAUAUUCUACCUACACAUCCACCGGAUAAAAAAUUAAGCAAACAUGAAAUUCUACGCCUCAGUAUAAAAUAUAUUCAUAUUUUAGAAACUAUUCUCAAGUAUCAAGAAGAAGUAGAAGGACGUUUACCUGUUUCAAAUAUAUCACAUAUUUGUACAGCAACAACAACAUCAUCGUCAUCAAAAUCCAAAUAAAC